AACGAGAUAUUUACAGAAUGCAUACACUGUAGUCGUCCCCUCUCUCUCUCUCUCAUCUACUGCAAAAAAAUCACCACCACUACCUCCACCGCCUCCGCUUCCCGCAUGCGAAAUUGGCCUUCUCUCCUGCUCUAUCACCGUGAUCUCCGCUGAAACCUACCUCCGUAGCACCAGAGGUCGCCGGCUGCGGAUUGACUUCGUUUCAGGGGCCUGCUGCCCCCGGACACCUGUUGUUUACGCUAGGGCUCUUCCCACUGUUCCACUGUCGGUUUUUGCUCAGAAUUAGGUGGAAAUAAGUUGGAAUCGGAGGUGAAUGGCUCCGGGGCGCAGGCGCGGAGCGAAGGGGGUUAAGGCGAUGAGCGAAUUGAGUUUGGGCGAUCUCGUUCUCGCCAAAGUUAAGGGUUUCCCCGCUUGGCCUGCCAAGGUAGGCCCUGAUGUGCUUAGUAAAAAAGCUUCUUCCAGAGCCAUCUUGUUGACGACCACAUGUAUUAUAUACUAGCAUCCAGUUGUUGGUCCUGCCACUAUUCAAGAUCAGCAGACCUGAAGACUGGCAGCGUGCUUCCGAUCCUAAAAAAUGCUUCGUCCAGUUCUUUGGUACCGCAGAAAUAUAUUCACCAAUGAAGCGAAAAAUAAACUGUCUGCUCGAUGCCUGGGUAAGACAGUUAAAUACUUCGCCCAAGCAGUGAAGGACAUAUGUGAGGAAUUUGAAGAGUUGCAGCGAAAAAAUUUUAGUGGUGUGAGAGAUGAUGACAGUACACAAACUAAUUCACCUGAGGCACAUUCUGUUGAUUCAGUGGUAGAUGAGGUCUUGGAUGUUAAUCGAAAUAAUGGGAUUGCGCCAGAAUGCAAGUUGGAAACUAAAGAGUCUGAUGACCCGGACUCUGGUUUAGAGCAUCAUUUGCACAAGCAAGAUGAGGUGGAAUGUCUAGACGUGAAGCCUUAUUUGUCAAAUGAGGUGAAUUGUAGGUUGUCCCCUCCUGUAUCUUUGCGUAAGAACAAUAAGCUCUCUUCAAACCACAACAAUGUUGUAAAGGAUUCACUAUCAGUGUCUAGCCCUUCACACCACUCCCUUAAGAAGGAAGAUUCUCUUGAUAGCAAUGUAAAGGGCAGAUUAACUGAUGGUAGCCAGAAUGAAUUGACAAAUGGACACAGACCAAAGCUGGCAAUGGGCUCAAAGAAAAAAUCUCCAGGUGCAGUACUUAGAAGUGGUGGAUCAGCUGUUCCUCAUGAUCAUAAGGGGGAAGUGAUGAGAAGAAAAAUUGCUUCAGGUGACAGCAUGAAGCUUUCAUCGCCUGAUAUUCCAAAAUUACAUUUAGAGGUCAGUAGUCAAAAGAGGGAAAAAAGGUUGCUGAAAGAAGAAAGGCAAUCUGAGGCAGUACAUGGUGUCCAACAGGAUGCUAAAGUAAACUUUGAGUCACAUGGUGAUGUUAAUCCCCGGAAAAAGAUGAAGGUCCAACAUGGUAGUGAAAAGAAAGGGUCUCAUACAAAUGAAAUAUCAUCUCCUGCCAAAAUAUCAAAACCUGCUGAUACUGGAAAGGAUGCUAACUUGAUAAAAGCUCAAAUAAACGGCAAAAGUUAUUCUAGAGGUCCUAAUAAUGCCCUUGAUGACAAAAUGGCUGGUAAAGAUCCUAAAAGGUUUACAUCAGUUGGGAAGGCUGAGGUCUUGCCCAUUAGACCGCCAAUUGUUAGUAACACUGAAUUCGACAACGAUCUCCCCCGAAUAAAGCGUCAUCAGCGGGAACCGGAAACAAUGUCAGGCGCUGCCUUGAUUUCUGAAAAUAGACCGGGGACUUCUGUAUCACAUAAGACUGACUUAAUAGUUUCUAAUCCUAACAAAGUCAUAUCUCCAGUUGUGCAGCUACCAUUGAAGCGUAGAUCUGUCCGCAUAUGUGGUGAUGAUGAUGAUGAGUUGCCUAAAACUCCAGUUCACGGAGGAACUAAUAAGGUGUCUUUAACUCCACGAAUGUCAGAUUCAAAAAGGAAAUCUGUAACGCAUUGUGAGAAACCUGUCCAUGAGUCACAGGUGUUAAGAAAUUCAAGAGAAGUUGAUAAUGUGUUAAAGGAACAGGUACAGUUUAAUCGGGCAAUGAAUAAGCUGUUAUCUCCUGCUGCUCAACAAGGUAUGGAGAAGAGAACACGAGAGUCAUCAGCUGCACAUGUAUCUCCUAGUCCUCAGAAGCUGGACUCUGAGAAGUUAACCCCGAUGGAGGUUAAACUAAUUCCAGUUUCUCCUAAAAGGUCCUCCCAGCCUGUUGGUGGUGAGAGAGUAUCAGGAGAACUGGAAAGCACGCAACCCAACAAGGCACCUAGUAAUGAUUUUAGGAAAAAAACUCCAGCAGGAAGUGAAAAGAAUGCAGCAUCGUCUGAUAGGUCAAACGCAUAUCCUAAUCAAUUGCUAAGUGAAAGAAGCAAGCAACCAUAUUCUGGGGAGAAAAAGAAUACUACUCUAAAAUUGGAUUCACGGAUCAAUGACUCUGUGCUUGGGACUUCAAAAGAAAACAUCAUGUCAGUUCAGGAAAGGCUGAGUGUUAGCAAGGCCCACAAAACAAGUCACGCGGUUGACUCAAAAACUUCAGACUCCGUCUCGUCAAUGAAACAUCUUAUUGCUGCUGCUCAGGCAAGAAAGAAACAGACACACUUUCAGAAUACUUACGGAAACCCUUUUCUUUUUUCUAUUCCUGACACUGAGAUGGCUGGACGGGGACCACGUCCUGCACCUACUGCUCUGGCAUAUGAAGCAAGCAACACACUCCAGCUGGAUGUUUUAGAAGCUCCUCCCAGGUCUCCUUGCUCCAGUCUUCAUCAAAUCCAAUCUGAUAAUGCACAUGAGAAUGAUGAACUUGAGGAGAGGAGGGUAAGCUCUGGUCAUCAGGGCACUGGGAGCUCUUUAAGUGGGGGUACUGAGGCAUCUGUUGCUCGUGAUGCAUUUGAAGGGAUGAUAGAGACACUCUCAAGGACCAAAGAGAGUAUUGCACGCGCAACUCGACUUGCAAUUGAUUGUGCGAAGUAUGGGCUUGCCAAUGAGGUUGUGGAACUUCUUAUACAGAAGUUAGAAAAUGAGCCAAGUUUACAUCGCAGAGUGGAUCUUUUUUUCCUUGUUGACUCAAUUACCCAGUGCUCUCACACCCAGAGAGGGGCCUCAUAUGUCUCUACCGUUCAAGCUGUGUUGCCCCGCCUCAUUGGAGCCGCUGCUCCUGCCGGUGCAGGUGCUCAGGAAAAUCGUCAUCAGUGUCGUAAGGUCCUGCGCUUGUGGCUCGAGAGGAAAAUCUUGCCUGAAUCCGUUCUUCGCCUCUACAUGGAUGGCUUUGGAGUUGUAAAUGAUGAUAUGUCGAUCCCACUAAGACGCCCUUCCCGAGCUGAACGAUCUAUUGAUGAUCCUAUUAGAGAAAUGGAAGGCAUGGUUGUUGAUGAAUAUGGAAGCAAUGCAUUGUUUCAGUUACCUGGAUUUCUGUCAACAAGUGUGUUUGAAGAAGAGGAAGAUGGGGAUGCUUCUGAUACAAGUUUAUGCCUGAAAGAUGAUGGCGCAUCACCUUCCAAACAUACACCUGCUACAGACAGAGAUCAUGAGAAUCAUUCUGUUACUCCUAGUGACAGGCGCCAUUGCAUAUUGGAGGAUGUUGAUGGUGAGCUUGAAAUGGAAGAUGUUUCUGGACACCAAAAGGAUGAGAGAUCAUUGAUGACCAAUGGCUCUAUUGAGGCUGCGUCAUUGGAGCUCGAUCUAGAUGAUGGCGGGCAUGAAUCAUCUUCAAACACCUCCACUGAAUGGCUUCCUUCUCCUGAGGGAUCUCCUCCGCUACCAGCUGGAUCUCCACCUAUGACUCCACCUUUGCCAACUUCACCACCUCCGUCAUCACCACCUCCACUUCCGCCUCCAUCUUCUCCCCCACCUCCACCUCCUCCUCCACCCACCUCACACCAACAUCCUUUUCCACAACCACCUGUUGGCUCAACUCCACCUGUUGGACCUCCAUCAAGACCUACUGGUCCUUCUCCUUCUAUUGGACCUCCACUGAGACCUGCCGGUUCCUCUCCACCUGUUGGACCUCCUCCCCCACAUAUUCAUCCUCCACCCCCACCUUUUGGACAUCAUCCUCCACCCUUUGGGCCCCCACCCCAUCUGGGUCCUUCUGCACCUUUAGUUUCCCAGCAAGCAUUUCCUUGUCAGCCUCCAUUGGUUUCCCAUAACAAGACUCCACUUUCUCCACGAUCAUCUUAUCGACCUCAUCCUUUACCACAUGAAGUUGGUGCCACAUCCACUGUAAAUCAACACACCCGUAUUGUUUCUACUACUCAUGGCCCUCAUAUGGAUGCAUCUAUUAAAGGGGAAGUACCGCCGCAUCAAUCAUCUUGUUUUCCUCCUUUUGGGGUCAGCAUUGCACAAGAACGUGUUGUCUAUAAUUCGUCAAGGCAUGUGAAAUAUGGAGAGGAUGAAACUUUAAUGAAUCCCCAAGCUUCACAGCAUAGGCAGCAGUAUCUGCCUGGUAGUGUGCCUUUCGCACAAAGGCCUGUGCGUCCUGAACUCCCAUCUCAACGACAACCUAGCCAUUUUGCCCAUCCAAAUUCAGCUCAACAACAUCAAUACCCCUCUUAUUCAUUACCAAACGUUGCCGAUGGUCCAAGGCGAUAUAUAACUGAUGAGCAAUGGCGGAAGCAAGGAAAUGACUUCAAUAUGGAUCAUCCUCGCAGUGGGUGGAUGCCAGGAGGACGGUUGUGUUCAGGCCCAUCUCAUUCUCGAGCAGGUUACCAUGAACGGUCUCCUUCAAGUUCCAUAAAUUAUCAGCACUCUGCCCCAAAUAGUCUACCUCCGUCUGGUCAAAUGCCAGUUCAUGGCGCUCCAAUGAUGGCGUCUGCACCAAACAUACCUGACAUCAACUGGAGGCCAGCUUAGACUUAUUCUGACUCAUGACUAUUGUCUCGUUUGGAGUCUGUUGCAAAUGGAAGUACGAGUAAAUUAGUUGAAAUCCGACAGCACAGAAAGAUGCAUCAUCCUGGAAAAUCCUUGAAUGGACAAAGGAUAGAGAACUAUUGUUGCCGGAGGAGGUAGUUUUUAGCCAUCAUGAGCAGAAUUUUUUUGGUACCAUAGAGGAAGGUUUACUUAAGUUAGUACAUGUGCUUGGUGUAUGGGCAUCAGUGUGCUCCAACAGAGAGGUUGUUUUCAAUCAGGAUAGAAUGGAAUUGGUGGGAAGCUAUCGCAAAAUCUUCACGGGACUGAUUACUAGAAACAUUCCUGACAACAAACAUUCAAGGGUGCACUACUAAUCUGUAAGCCCUUUUUACUUGCUAUCCCAAUGCUUGUAAUUAUACAAUACAUCUAUGAAGUAAAUCAGUUGCUAGUAGAGUGUUAAAAGGCCUGCUAA
This is a messenger RNA of Salvia splendens (bonfire salvia), 5357 nucleotides long. RefSeq names its product ENHANCER OF AG-4 protein 2. The coding region runs from base 575 to 4888 and encodes 1437 amino acids. The record is from RefSeq and is a predicted model, not a curated record. The transcript is spliced from 14 exons. NCBI's taxonomy places the organism in Eukaryota, Viridiplantae, Streptophyta, Magnoliopsida, Lamiales, Lamiaceae.